Messenger RNA from Daphnia magna, 1522 nucleotides. RefSeq lists its product as uncharacterized. The transcript is spliced from 3 exons. Bases 611 to 1453 code for a protein of 280 amino acids. The record is from RefSeq and is a predicted model, not a curated record. NCBI's taxonomy places the organism in Eukaryota, Metazoa, Arthropoda, Branchiopoda, Diplostraca, Daphniidae.
GCUGUGGCAACACAGUCUUCACCAGUGAACUGAUACUGAUCCGAUUCCGUGUCGUUAAAAAACGGAUUUUUUGAGGGCCGUAGAACGGAUUGGUUUCCGUUCUCUAACGCUAGAGUCGCAUGAAGGCAAUAACGUUAUGCCUACCCUCUAGCGCCUCUAGCUGAUUCAUAAUCGGAUUCGUUUCAGUUAACCGAUUUUUGACAAAGCAGCGCGUUGUUCAAAUCAGUGAGCGGACCCGUUUCCGUUCACAGAUCCGUUUCAGUUUAUUAUCAACUUGUUUUUAUAAUAAGAAGCCGAAACCUUUCCAUUAUUUGAACGGAUUCGUUUCCGUUUCCAUAGCACGUUUUUAGUAAACAAACUGUUUGCUUAUUAGAAUAUUAACCGAUUUUAAUUGUGUUAUUGAAAAACAAAACAAGAAAAUGUCGUCGAACAAGAAAAGUGAUCUAUUGAAGGAUUUAAAAAAGAAUUAUAUAUUCAAAAGCAAAGAGAUUUCAAGAGGGAAAUAAGAAAAAACCAAAAGGAAAGAAAAAGUUUUCCCAAAGUUAAACGACAACUUAGUUCAUCAAUUCCCCCAGAUCUCAACAGAAAUGAAUCAGCCAAAAGAAAAAGAAUGAAAAGAACCUCUAAAGACUGUUCCACUGAAAACGAAAAUUCCCUGACAAUUGAUAGAGAAGAUAUUGAAGCAGCCAACAACUUAGAUUCAUCUAUUCCGAGUCAGCUAGAACAAUAUCUGAAUCAAAUUCAAAGUGACUUCAAUAUUGAUGCUGACGGGAGUGUACCUCUAGGAGAAGAAGUGAAGAAACAUGAGAGACGUAUGGGCCAAAUUGCUGUUGAUUGGGAUGUGCACUGGGAUGAAGUUGUCAAUGGCCUUAUUGCAAGCUACGCAACUAUUCCAUCACUGUGCUGGAUUUGUAAAAAGUCCCUUGCAGCUUGUUACACUCGCUGUCUCUGUUGUGUCAAGACAUAUUGUCAAGACUGCGACUUCCAAUUCCAUUCAUGGAAUGUGUUCCACAGAAGACAAUUAUUGUUUCAAGAUUCCAAAGUGAUUAAACUAAAGCCUAACGAGUUUUGGGAUUCAACUUUAGCUGAGAUAGUUACAAAAGAGGUUGCAGUUCCGUGCUUCGUUCCUCUGCAAUGCCAAUCUUGUCUAAGCAUAAACUCGUUGACAAUUGAACCAUUGAAGAGUAAAUUCAUGAUAGUUGUCACACUUCUAGGUAAUCAAAUUUUUAAAACUAAAACUGGCUCUUUGGAACGGAGCCUUCACUCUUCAAGAUAUACAUUCACGGGAGCUUCAACUGUAACUCCGAUUGUGAUACUGACCGUGACUCAGACCGUGAUUGUGAUCAAGACUCCGACAGUGAAUCUCAUCAAGACUUCAACAGUGACUCUCACCAAGACUCCGACUCAGAUUCUGAUCGUGAUGUCUCUGAACCUGACCCCAUCACUGUAUUGACUCUGUAGACGUUUUCAUGUGUUUGUGAUGUGGGACUAUAUCAUUAAUAAACUUUUGUCCGGUAACCAG